CUUCAAUGGCAUGGGACUUUUCACAACUGCCAACGAACGCUGACAUUUCCAGGACGUCCGUCGCACGCUUAUUAGUGAUCCAGAAUUCCAUGACGCCAUAGCUCCGGCGUAGGAGAGACGAUGAGCAGUCACGAAGGAAGGUCCGGCGAGAGGUCACACGUCUUUCAGAUUCGCAUCGACAGCGUCGAGGAUGAGAGCACCGCCCCCAUAACGGAGGCCAGUUCUCGAGAGGAUCUCAUCAGCAGCGCCGCCCGGGAGGGCGACAGGACCAGCGAGCAGUCGAUCUUUCAGUUUCCCAGAUUCCUUUCGGUGCCAACGCUGCGUAGCCCGCGCCAAUCCCCCGAUCCCUCCGCCAGGAGGGAGGUGAUGUCCAGUCCGGCCAAGAGCGAGCGCAUGAGCCGCCGGAGCCAGACGAAGCUGCGACCACGACGACUUAGCCAGGAUAGUGGCAUUGUGGCAGGAAGAUUAAUUGGAUACGGAGAGGGUGUCCUAAUUGACACCGAUCUGCAGUCAAGGAAAAUCGUAGCCGAUCCGACAGAUAGCGUAUAUAGCUGCCAGGCGGACGAUAAUGUUGCGUUGGCCAACACCAAGCCCGCCACUCCGAUUCCGCCAAAGAGCAAGCUGAGUGGAAAUCGGGCUCGGGCGGGAUCGGCUGCCUAUACGGAAAAGUGGCUCAACUCGUCGGUGAUGCGGACGAGCAACGGGAAUCCGCUGUUUCCCAAAUCCAACUCGAUUGCCGUGCCGCUGCCCACGCAUCUGGAAUCGGAAUCGGCGGAACCGAGUCCCACGCAGGCAUUUGGCCCGAAGAUCCUGGGAAGUCACGAGGAGGAUAUUCCCGGAACGGCCAUGCGACGGAAUUUGGGCCUCAAUCUGAGUCCCACUCUGGGCUCCGGCGACAGGGUGAAUCAGUCCUACGAGAUCAUGGAGUCGUCGCACUCCAAUGUUUUGCCCAACGAUCAGUUUGGCUAUCGGCAACUCAUUCCCACGGAGCGAAAGGCCUCGGAUUCGACGAGUUCCGUGAGCGGAAGUUACUACGGCAGCCGGAAGGCCAGCAAAAGCAACAGCCUGGGUGGCGAAUCCGGGGACGAGAGAAGGGUCAGCAAGCAGGAUCGGGAGGGCCUGGAUCCCGAAUCGCUGAUGUUUCGCGACGGUCGACGGAAGGUGGACAUGGUGCUGGCCUGGGAGGAGGAGGACCUGGGCGUCAUGACCGAGGCGGAGGCCAAGCGACGCGAUAACCGUCGCUGCUUCAUGGAGAACCUCAUCAAGGAGGGAUUGGAGGUCGAGCUGGAAGACAAGUCGCAGUCCUUUAAUGAGAAGACCUUCUUCUUGAAGAUCCAUUUGCCCUGGCGACUGGAAACCCGACUGGCCGAGGUCAUGAACCUGAAGCUGCCGGUCAAGAGAUUCAUCACCAUAUCGGUGAAACCAUCUUGGGAUGAGGAGAAUGUGGUCUUACGGAAUGUGCAAUAUUGGAAGGAUGUGUGGCAGCGCUUGACCAAAAAGAUUCAACUGGACCAAACUCUUCUGGAGGGAGAGACUACAUUCAAGGCUGCAACAGCUAAUGGCAAUCCGGAGGAGCAGUUCAUUGUUAAAGAUCGAGCCACUGCCUUCACCAGUGCCCAGCGGUCGCUGAUGGUGAUGCAGGUGCUCAUCCGGACGCCCUUCGACGAGAGCGACCGCAGUGGCAUCCGGCGGCUGAUGAACGACGGCACGUACUUGGGCGUUUUCCCGCUGCACGAGGGGCGGUACGACCGGCCGCACUCCAGCGGCAUCUCGCUGGACCGCCGCGUCCUCUACCAGACGUGGGCCCAUCCCUCCCAGUGGUACAAGAAGCAGCCGCUGUGUCUGGUGCGCAAGUACUUUGGCGACAAGAUCGCCCUCUACUUCUGCUGGCUGGGCUUCUACACGGAGAUGCUCGUCUAUCCGUCGGUGGUGGGCACACUGUGCUUCAUCUACGGCCUGGCCACACUGGAAUCGGAGGACAAUACGCCCAGCAAGGAGAUCUGCAAUGAGUAUGGGACGGGAAACAUUACCCUAUGCCCACUUUGCGACAAGGCCUGCAGCUACCAGCGUCUCUCGGAAUCGUGCCUCUUCUCCCGGCUCACCUAUCUCUUUGACAAUCCCUCGACGGUGUUCUUCGCCAUCUUCAUGUCCUUCUGGGCCACCACAUUCCUGGAGCUCUGGAAACGCAAACAGUCGGUUCUUGUGUGGGAAUGGGACCUGCACAAUGUCGAUAUGGAUGAAGAGAACCGUCCGGAGUUUGAAACGAAUGCCACCACGUUUCGCAUGAAUCCUGUUACGCGGGAAAAGGAACCCUACAUGUCCACUUGGAACAGAUCUAUAAGAUUUGUAAUUACCGGUAGUGCAGUGCUAUUUAUGAUAUCUGUGGUUCUAUCUGCUGUACUGGGCACCAUUCUGUAUCGCAUAACUCUCGUAUCGGUUAUUUAUGGAGGCGGAGGAUUUUUUGUCAAGGAGCAUGCCAAGCUCUUCACCAGUGUCACGGCUGCCCUGAUCAAUUUGGUGGUCAUCAUGUUGCUUACUCGAAUCUACCACCGCAUGGCAAUCAGGUUGACCAACCUGGAAAAUCCGCGCACCCACACGGAAUACGAGGACUCCUAUACGUUCAAGAUCUUCUUUUUCGAAUUCAUGAACUUCUACUCUUCGCUCAUCUAUAUCGCCUUCUUCAAGGGGCGAUUCUUCGAUUAUCCGGGAGACGAUCAGGCCCGCAAAAGUGAGUUCUUCCGCCUCAAGAAUGAUAUCUGCGAUCCGGCGGGCUGCCUAUCCGAACUCUGCAUCCAAUUGGCCAUCAUAAUGGUGGGCAAACAGUGCUGGAACAAUUUCAUGGAGUACCUAUUUCCCAAGUUUUGGAACUGGUGGCGUCAACGGAAGCACAAGCAGGCCACCAAGGACGAAUCGCAUUUGCAUAUGGCCUGGGAGCAGGACUAUCACAUGCAGGAUCCCGGUCGACUGGCCUUGUUCGAUGAGUAUCUGGAAAUGAUUCUUCAAUACGGCUUUGUCACCCUGUUUGUCGCUGCCUUCCCAUUGGCACCGCUUUUUGCUCUGCUGAACAACGUGGCAGAGAUCCGCUUGGAUGCCUACAAAAUGGUCACCCAGGCCAGACGUCCUUUGGCGGAGCGCGUUGAGGACAUAGGCGCCUGGUAUGGAAUCCUUCGGAUCAUCACCUAUACGGCCGUCGUCUCGAAUGCCUUUGUGAUAGCCUACACCAGCGAUUUUAUACCACGUAUGGUCUACAAGUUUGUCUACUCUGAAACUCACACAUUGGCCGGCUACAUCGAGCACUCGCUGUCCAUCUUCAAUACCUCGGAUUACAAGGAGGAGUGGGGUGCCUCGGUCAGUGAACGAGAUCCGGAUACCUGCCAAUAUCGCGGUUACAGAAAUGGUCCCAAAGAUUAUGAACCCUAUGGUCUGAGUCCCCAUUACUGGCAUGUCUUUGCUGCUCGUUUGGCUUUUGUUGUGGUUUUCGAGCACGUGGUAUUUGUCAUAACUGGCAUCAUGCAGUUCAUCAUCCCGGAUGUCCCGUCCGAGGUGAAGACCCAGAUGCAGCGGGAGCAGCUGCUGGCCAAGGAGGCCAAGUACCAGCACGGGAUCAAGCGGGCUCAGGGCGACAGCCAGGACAUCAUGAGUCUGUUUCGGGACACCAGCCAGAGGACCUCGAUCGCCGGCAGCCAGGUGACAGCCCGCGGAAGCUGGGCUCGCCGCUUCAGCCGACUGAGCGACGGACUGGAUGCCCACGUGGAAGUGGCCGCCCGACCGCGAAGAUCGGUGGAGUCCACUGUGUGGGAGGUUUCCUGA
Drosophila takahashii is the source of this 3810-nucleotide messenger RNA. RefSeq names its product anoctamin-4. Lineage: Eukaryota; Metazoa; Arthropoda; Insecta; Diptera; Drosophilidae. The record is from RefSeq and is a predicted model, not a curated record. Gene Ontology annotation, cellular component: plasma membrane. Gene Ontology annotation, biological process: chloride transmembrane transport. Gene Ontology annotation, molecular function: protein dimerization activity; chloride channel activity.